AUUUUCAAGGCGUGGCUGAUGUCCCCCUUCCUCCACGUAAACAAACGCUUCCUUUAAAGAUGUCUGAGGGCCGUGAAGAAAAGUUGCAUCUCCACCCAAUGACUGUAAACUCAGGCUUUAAUGACAGCCCAAUUCCCUCACCAGAUGAAGGCAUCGAGGAGGAUAAGGCUGUGAUAGAAGAGGAGAAGGCCAGACCCAUCCCGAUUCUUUUGGCCAAUUUGGAUGAGCACACGUUUCAGCUGGACACGGCUGCGCUGGAGAAGAUCCUGCUGCAGGAUCACGUGAAGGACCUGAAUGUGGUGGUUGUGUCUGUGGCCGGAGCGUUUCGCAAGGGCAAGUCCUUCCUGCUGGACUUCAUGCUGCGCUACAUGAACAAUCUGCACAGUGACACAUGGAUGGGAGGCGAUGAUGAUCCGCUGACGGGGUUCAGCUGGAGAGGAGGCUGCGAGAGGGAGACCACAGGAAUCCUGCUCUGGAAUGAAGUGUUUGUGGUCGACAAGCCAGAUGGCAGCAAAGUUGCUGUGCUCCUCGUUGACACUCAGGGAGCAUUCGACAGCCAGUCCACCAUCAAGGACUCUGCCACCGUGUUCGCCCUCAGCACAAUGACCAGCUCCGUUCAGGUGUUCAACCUUUCACAGAACAUACAGGAGGAUGAUCUGCAGCAUCUGCAGCUCUUCACAGAAUACGGCCGCYUGGCAAUGGAAGAUAUUCACCUGAAACCUUUUCAGUCCCUAAUGUUUCUGAUUCGAGACUGGUGUUAUCCUUAUGAUUAUGAGUAUGGACUGGAAGGAGGAAAUGCUUUCCUGGAUAAAAAGCUCGAGGUUAGAGAAAAACAACACGAAGAGCUGCAGAAUGUGAGGAAGCACGUUCAUUCCUGCUUCUCCACCAUCAGCUGCUUCCUGCUGCCACAUCCUGGCCUGAAUGUGGCCACAAACAGGAACUUUGAUGGCAGGCUGAGAGACAUACAGGCUGAUUUYAAAACAGAGCUGGCAGAGCUGAUCCCUCUCCUCCUGUCCCCGGAUCGAUUGGUAGAAAAGGAGAUUGCCGGGAAGAAAGUCACCUGUGGAGAACUUGUGGAGUAUUUCAAGUCCUACAUCAAGAUCUACCAAGGCGAUGAGCUCCCUCACCCGAAGUCUAUGCUGCUGGCGACAGCCGAGGCCAACAAUCUGACGGCUGUGGCAAGAGCCAAAGAGACAUACAGCAAAAACAUGGAGAAGGUUUGCGGAGGGGGCCGGCCCUACAUGGCGCCUGCUGACCUGGAGUGCCGCCACAAGGAGCUGCGCGACGAAUCUGUGACCUUAUUCCGCUCCGUGAAGAAGAUGGGAGGCGAAGAGUUCUGCCAACGCUACCAAACGCAGCUGGAGUCCGAGCUGGACCAGGCCUACGUCAACUUCGCCAAGCAGAACGACGGCAAAAAYAUCUUCUACGUGGCGCGCACUCCCGCCAUGCUGUUCGUGGUCAUGUUCGUCACCUACAUGAUCUCCGGCAUAAUGGGCUUUGUGGGCCUGAGCACUCUGGCUUUCCUGGCCAAUCUGGUGACGAGCGUGGCGCUGCUGCUGCUGUGCGUCUGGGGAUACGUCAAGUAUUACGGAGAGUUUCUGGAAGCCGGAGAGAUGAUAGACCUGCUGGCUGAUGCACUCUGGGAAGAGGUUCUGAAGUCACAAAUCGAACAUUAUAUGGAGGGGAACGUCCGACAGACAGUGGUUAACUCUAUCAGAGCCAGCCUAACAGAAACAGGCUCCAAGCAGACCAAGUUAAAGACUCACUGACCAUCUUCACCCCUCAACGUGCUCAUCGCCCACACACUGUCCAGCUGUAGAACUGUGGACUUAGUUCAACACCAAAGCUGACCUUUUUAUUUUUUUACUACAUUUUUCCCUGAAGGACUUGUCUUUACCCCAGUUUUUGUCUGUAGCAGACCUGUAGCCAUGGCCCCGCCCCCCACCGUGCCUCACAUUACCUGCUGCACCUUUACGAGGACGAAACAAAGAAGCCAUCGUGUUGCCAACACGCCGACCUGCAGGAGCCUCGGCUCUGACUCACGUUCACAUGUUUAAUGUUGAGCAGCUGCAGUUGUUUCCAGAUGAAGCAGCUACUGAAGGAAAACUGACACCUCUGCGAGCAGCUGCUAACACGGGCUGUAAGUGCGUGUGUGGAAUUACUUUUGCCUUAAGGCCAGUUUACUUCCUAUUCAGAUGGUUGACUUUUUAUGAAUGAGAACAGAAGCUGGAUUACAAUCAGUUUAUCUACAACGCUGAAUCAAAACAGGAAAUUAGUUGAAGCUGUAUUUUAAUUUGUUACAUUUAAUCUGCAUUUGAAACACUACUGGGUGAUGUAUAUAAUCAAACACCUGGGCUCAGGUUGCUUCUAGGUCUUUGCGUCCAUUUUAAGUUUGUGACGAAUAACUAAAGAGCUGCUUGUAGUUUUUAUGUUUUUAAUUGUAGAAACUUUGUGUCUUGUAGUGGACCUGCCAGUGUUCAGCUCUGUAUGCUGCUCAAAAGAUUCAGUAAUUUAAAGUUUUUGUUUAAAUUUUUUUUAAUCUAUGCCUUUUAUAAAAACUGCUUCGGCUGKUAGCUUUUCUUUUCUCUGUCUUUCUCUAGAAUCUGAUAUUUUUAUUCAUUCAUGUCUUUUUUUUUUUGUUGCUUUUUAAAGCAUAAAAUCUUUGUUCAAAUCCGAACAAACUGAGCUUUAGAGGUUUUUAACUUGGAUCAGCUCUAUUUUGAUAGUUUCCUUAUCUUCGUGUUAAACUAAAACAAGCAGCUGGAGCUUUAAGUUGAGAUCUGGCCUCAGCUCAGUGUCCAAUGGUUCCCUGGACCUGAUCUGUGAUUCUACUUCCUGCAGUGGUUUUAGUGCUGGAACUGGAAUCAUUUACUGCACAAAAGUAAUUUAUUUUGUUUUAGUUUGUUGCACUAGUGUGUCCUCAUUGGGUUGCUUCCAUUCAUGAUUUCUUCUGAUUCUUUUCUUGUGCUCAUUAUAAGAAUCAGUCACAGUCGCUGUAUUUAAAUCAACUUUUUACACAACAUAAAGAGAACUCUCCAAUCUUCAGUUUGUUAAAGAAUAAAUCUCUGCUGUAAGUUUACGUUUGUUAUAAAAGAAAAAUAGCUGAGUCAUGGUGUGAAUCUUCAUAUCCUGCCUUUUAAAAUUCUCUAUGGUAAAAUCAUCUUUUGAUUAAAAUGUUUACCUUAAGAUUAAAUCGGGACAAUUC
Molecule: messenger RNA, 3205 nt
Organism: Austrofundulus limnaeus
Lineage: Eukaryota; Metazoa; Chordata; Actinopteri; Cyprinodontiformes; Rivulidae
Product: atlastin-2
Molecular function (GO): GTP binding; GTPase activity
Source: RefSeq, a predicted model, not a curated record